Molecule: messenger RNA, 3812 nt
Organism: Anopheles merus
Lineage: Eukaryota; Metazoa; Arthropoda; Insecta; Diptera; Culicidae
Product: CD63 antigen-like
Exons: 8
Coding region: 541-1245 (234 amino acids)
Cellular component (GO): membrane
Source: RefSeq, a predicted model, not a curated record
ACACGCGUACGCAACCAUUCGUACUGUUCAUUUCCUCGCGAGCGGAAGCCCAGCGCUGCUGCAGACACAGCUCCGGAAUCCAUUUCUAGGCGUACCUUUGCUUUUCCCACGCGCGGCAAGCCGUUUCUAUAGCAACCCGAUUGUGUUUUCGGGCAGCGUCCGUGUGUUCGAACAGCAGCAGGUGUGAGCGACCCUCAGAGGCAAAGUAAUACACAGCAGCAGGUUUUGCAUACAGCGCACGCGACGAGCCCUUACCCCCGUCAGCGACCAUUUUAAAGUGUGUCUGUGCGAAGUGUAAAGUGCUUGCAGAGAAAAAGAAGAGAGAAAGAGUGAAGAAGUGAAAAAAGUGCUGAUAGUAAAAAAAAAACCCGUGCAUUGGAAUAAAGUUGCACCAUCUUUCGGGGGCCGUGUGCAUCGUUGUGUGAACGCGCAGAGUCGUGUGCUGUUAAGCGCAAAAAGAACUUGGAGGUGUGAUUGAAACCUAGCAAUUAUUACAUUGAAUCUUGCUACAUCGAGCCUUCCGGAAACGCUACCAACAACAUGCCUUCGUUAGGGAUAUCGUGUGUGCGCUAUAUGGUGUUUUUCUUCAAUUUCCUGUUUGCGAUCACCGGGCUGGUCGUGAUUGUUACGGGAGCCAUCAUUCAAUCGAAUUAUUACCAUUACUCGAACUUUGUCGGUGACAACUUCUGGACCGCACCGAUCGUGCUCAUCGUCAUCGGGUCGAUCAUCUUCGUCGUGGCAUGCUUCGGUUGCUGCGGUGCCGCCAAGGAAAGCCCGUGCAUGAUCAUCACCUUUUCCAUUUUCCUGGCACUGGUGUUCCUGGCCGAAAUCGGCAUCGGCAUCGCCGGGUACUACAAGCACGAAGAGCUGAGCGGCAUACUGGAGAAGGGCUUCAACAAGACGCUGGACAGCUACGCCACGGACAAGGGCGCCCAGGAGGCGUGGAAUCUCGUGCAGUCGGAGAUGGUGUGCUGCGGCAUUAAGGGACCGGAGGACUGGGAACCGAUCUACAAGAACGACACGGUGCCGCGGGCCUGCUGCCACCGGAUGCCGGUCGGUGUGAACAAGUGCACCAGGGAGUACGCCUCGACGGAGGGUUGCUUCUCGAAGCUGUCCAGCUAUCUCGGCUCGAAAUCGCUCAUCCUCGCCGGCAUUGGCAUCGGGUUGGCCAUUGUGCAGCUGAUUGCUGUCCUGCUGGCCUGCUGUCUGUAUGGAUCCUUCCGCCGUCAGUACGAGACCGUCUAAAUUGAGCAGCAGAGAGAGCAUUUUAAACGAAGAAGAUGAAUACACGACAUCCAUCUUGAAUGCAAUAACAUCACCAAACCACAUACUCUAUCUCUCUUUCCCUCUCAACUAUCCCACAUGGUUGCAUUCCUGUUACCGAAUCAAUCGAAACAGUAUGGGCAAGUCGAUUUAAUAUCAUCUCAUUACCGAUAAACGCCAAAAAAUCAAAUUCACCUCUAACUUUCCUCUAACUGAAGGAGGAAUAGAAAACUUUAAAAUAUUCAAGAAAAUCCCGUUACAGAACAACACAAACAACAACAGGCUCAGAAAAAAAAACAGAUAAAAGAAUACCAUUUGAAUACCUCCAACUCCACCCGGUGGUAGAGCAAUCCCCAAAGGCACUAUCACUACCCGUUCCCACCACCCCCUUCUCUCCCAGCCAAAAGCACACCAGCGAACCAGACAUUCGAAUGUGGGAACAAAUGAAAAUCAAUAAUUUUUCGCUGUACCGAUAGAGUAUCGAGAAGUUGUUUAAAGAAAAGAAGAAAAAAAGGGAAGGUAGUACACGCGGUUUAGAGCGUCGUCCGAAUGCGCGCAUUUAUCAAUACUAUGCAUCCCUCUAGAAAGCAAAGAGAGAGAGCAGCAGCAGCAGUUCCCCCUUGAAACGUUACGUGCUAUGCACGAAGAAGUACCAUCAUCACAACUUUGGUUCAUAGUAUAGCGAUACACACAGUAUAGUAUAGAAGACAGUCGUAGUUUCAUCAAAUGCUAACGUUGGUAAGAAGAUAAGAGAAGGGAAAAAAUGGUAGCCGAUGUAACUUUCAAAUCAAUAUAUUUAGAAGAUUGUGCUAAUAAUGCAUCAUAUAAGGAGAGACCAAUAGGCAGGAGAAAAGAGCGCCCAGAAGAGGUAGCAGCGAAAUUUUGCAUUUGAUUUCACGCUUUAGAUGGUGUAGAAAAUCCCUUAAAAAAAAACACACACACACACUCACUGUCAAACUUUUUAACAUUCCCAACUGAUGUGUGUCCCACUUAGUGUGCUAUUGGCGCACCGAAUCAUGCUGUCCGACUGUGUGUGUGUGGGUAGAUAAUUCCAAAAAGUGAACCACCAACCAAGCUUAAAUGGCGGAUCGAAUAUCGAAUAAGCCAUGUAUGCCGUUGCAACAGUCUAUAUGUGUAUGAAUUUUACAGAUAUAUACAUUUAAAUGUAGAUCGUGAUCGGCUACAAUACGUUCCAUUAACACUAACAGAAGAGGGAUUUUCUAUUUUUAGGUUUUUUCCCCAUUUUAAUAUCUUUAGCAAUUUCGGAAGAUUCGGUAGAGGACAGCAAACAACAGAAAUUGAAUUACAAAUGAAUUUAAUAUUACCAAGUUAAGACUGGCGUUAAAGCAUACAUUUAUUAUCAUUCCAUUUAUUAUUAUACUUUCCAUAAACAUUCUGGUCAAGAGGGAGGAAACGUUUCUUAUAACGAUUUGAAACUAUUUUCUGUACCAACCGUCACGAUUCGUUAAACCUAUUAACGGAAGUUUCAAACUUGCACCGAAAAUGCACUGGAAUGCAAUCGGGAGUAAAGAGGAAAGGGGUUUGAUUGCACACGGUUUGAGAAAAUAAUUUAACACUCACAUACACAACCUAGGAUGUUGGUUUGAUUGGUUCGAUGCGAAUAACAAUACAGUUUUAGGUGUUCACUGUGUGUGUGUGGCAGGCACGAUUACACAAGGUUUUGCAAUUUAUAUUGGCACGCACACCUUCCACCUUACCUUUACACACCAUCACGAAGAAUCUCACAAUGUUUGCUAAAUAAUAAUAAAUAGGAGGGAAAUGAAACAACCGAAACAAAUUCAUUGCAUAGAGGAUUGUAAGAAAACAAUCGCUCCUCGUUCUCUCUCUCCGCCCCAAAAAAGUAGGUAACAGCAGGCACCACCAUGUGUGUAGUGCAGUAGAAGAAGUACAGCGCUAUAAAUGUGUGUGUGUGUUUAUCACGAAGAACAAUAUUGUUCAAUUUUAGUAAUGCAUUACGAUUUGCGUAUGCUCAAAGACAUUAUAACGAACGAAAAGAAGAAACCGGGCAAUGAAAGAAGGAGCGCAUGCAAACGUUUUUUUUGGUGAAAUACAUACAAUACAUAAAUGAAACUAUUUACAAAAGCUGCUCAAAAUAUACCGAAGAAAAUAUAUAAUAACAUAGAAAGAGGUUUUUUGUUGUAACACACACACAUUCUCUGUCGUUUUAUUAGUAUGAAACAUUAAAAAAAGCAAGUGAAAUAUAUUUCUCUUUUUUAACAACACAUCCACCAUUUAACAAGGACGAAAAACACAAGGAAACAGAAAUAAUAAAAAAAAAAAAACUGUAGUCAGUAGGAGGUAUUUUUGCUUUUUUUCCUGUACCGGUACCGGUACCGUAUAUUCAUUACAUUAUUAUAUUUUACAUUUUUUUCUGUGUGUUGCAUCAAUGUAUUUCUCAGUAGGGGUGUGUGGAAGAGACAGAGCAGCUGUGUUAAUAUUUUUAUAAAUGUAUUUUACUGAUUAAUUGCUAGAGACACUACCUACAAUAAAAAUGAAAGGCGUAGGCCGAUACACGGCAAAACUGAAAA